ACUAUAGUAAUCUCAUUUUUAUAGAUGCCAAGUAAAGAUGGAUGUAGACAGCUUAAGGAAGUCACUUGCUCAGAAUGGACAGGAGCAUCUCCUAAAGCACUGGGAUCAACUGACAGACUCUGAUAAGAAAUCGCUUUACAGUGAUCUUUCCAGCAUUAACUACAAAGAGGUAAAUGAAUUUUUUCAUGCUGCAACAGAAUCGCUUGAUGAUGUAUCAGAGAAGUUAGAUGUUUGCAUGUCGCCCAUCCCUGAUGAUGUAUUUGGCAGUGUUAGGACUAGCACACCCAGUGAAAUAGAGGAGUAUGAAACACAAGGUAUGAAGCAAAUCUCGGAGGGUCGUGUUGCUGUGGUGCUGCUUGCUGGUGGUCAAGGUACCCGGCUCGGAGUAAGCUACCCAAAGGGCAUGUACGAUGUUGGUCUGCCAUCAGGAAAGUCUCUGUAUCAAAUCCAAGCAGAGCGUAUAGUCAAGCUUCAGCAACUGGCAAGCGAGAAACAUGGAAAGCCCGGAAAUAUACCCUGGUACAUCAUGACAAGCAAACCUACAAAGGAACCAACUAAAGCCUUCUUCGAAAAGAACAAAUAUUUUGGUCUUGAUGAAAAGAAUGUCACAUUCUUUCAGCAGUGCACCCUUCCCUGCUUCACGUUUGAUGGGAAAAUUGUUUUGGAGAGUCCUUGCAAAAUAGCACAAGCACCAGAUGGUAAUGGUGGGCUGUACAGAGCAUUACGUGUGGGCGGGGUACUGGAAGACAUGCAGCAAAGAAGAGUCAAGUUUGUACACGUAUACUGUGUGGACAACAUCCUAGUAAAGAUGGCUGACCCAGUGUUUAUGGGUUUUUGUAUCAGCAAGGAGGCUGAGUGUGGGAACAAGGUUGUAGAAAAGGUGAUGCCAACAGAACCAGUUGGUGUGGUAUGUCUGGUGAACGGAGUAUACCAAGUAGUGGAAUACAGUGAGAUUACUUCACAGACUGCAGAAAAAAGGACAGCAGAUGGCCGACUUCUCUUUAGCUCAGGCAACAUCGCCAACCAUUUCUUCACCAUGGACUUCUUAAAGGCUGUUGUCAAUGAGAAAGAAAGCAUGCUAAAGCAUCAUGUUGCCAAGAAGAAGAUUCCAUACUGCGAUGGGGAUGGUCAGACUGUAAAACCCACCACCCCAAAUGGAAUAAAGAUGGAAAAGUUUGUGUUUGAUGUCUUCCAGUUUGCCAACCACUUUGCUGUUUGGGAAGCACUCAGGAACGACGAGUUUUCCCCACUAAAGAAUGCAGAUAGUGCUAGUAAAGACACACCAACUACUGCCCGUCAGGACCUGUUCUCUCUUAACCAUCGUCGCAUAGAGGCGAGUGGAGGAAAGCUUGUAAAGGAAGAUGGAACUCCUAUUCCAGCAGCUGUCUGUGAUGGGAAAUCUGUUAUCUUAGAACCACCUACCUGCGAGAUUUCUCCCCUAGUGUCCUAUGCAGGCGAGGGCUUGAAGGAGAAGGUGGCUGGAAAGCAGUUUGUUCCACCUUUCCUGCUGGCAGUGGAUGGAGAAACAUCUUUCACCUCUAACCUGAAGCAGUUCGCCUAGGUGUUACCAAGUGGCAAACAUGAAGCCUUGGUUGCCCUCUGGUUAUAUUAAGGAGUUUAUGUAGUUUAUGCAAAUUUAUAAUGAGGAAAUGGUUUCUUAUAUAGACAUGAUCGCUUUAUCUAAAGCAUAUUUGUGAUAUAAAAUUUCCAUUAAUUUAGCAAGGUCUCAGAAUGUAGGCUAUUGUAUAAACUGCUGAAGGCACUUGCAUGUGUGAUAAGUACUUAUAUGUCUAAUAAUCUAACAUGCACAUUGAGACUAAAAAUGUGUAAUUUAUGCCGUCAUAUUCUAAUUUAAUAUGGAUAUAUCCAUACCAUUAGUGCCAGGGUAUUUCAAUAUUUUUCAUACAUAUUUGAAUUCAGUAAUUAUGGAAGCCAGUAUUUAGUAUAAAUUUAAUGUUUGCUAGAAAUAUUUUUUGAUAUUUUUAAAUAGGGUUUGAUUCACAUAUGCAUUCCUGUAUUAGAAAAUGGUGAAUCCUGCUGCUACCUGUCAACGUGCAGUGAAAUUAUUGUUCAAAUUUUGCUAGUGUUUAGUUGGUUUGGAUGCACGUGGAAGUAACAUAGAUUUUGAGCAAUCAUAUAGUUGUGAAGUUUAUCUCGCCUCUUAUUUCCAAGAUUUGUGUUUAUGUGGUUCUUGAAUUUUCGUUAUUUAUCAGUGUUGAAUACUGUAGCAGUGUUCAGAACUUAUAGGAAUACAGCUAGCUUUCAUACAUUGACAAAUGCAAAGCAUUUACAAACAAGGUGGUGAUUAUGCAACAGUUGUACUUGAUGGUGUAUACGUUGCGAGAGGUUAUAUACCACACUUAUCGGUCUAUAUGUAUUCAGGAAAUUGUGUAUGUAUGUAAUUCUAACAAUAAUACCAGGAGAAUGAAAUGUA
This is a messenger RNA of Priapulus caudatus, 2434 nucleotides long. RefSeq names its product UDP-N-acetylhexosamine pyrophosphorylase-like. Gene Ontology annotation, molecular function: UDP-N-acetylglucosamine diphosphorylase activity. NCBI's taxonomy places the organism in Eukaryota, Metazoa, Priapulida, Priapulimorpha, Priapulimorphida, Priapulidae. The transcript has 10 exons. Gene Ontology annotation, biological process: UDP-N-acetylglucosamine biosynthetic process. Bases 38 to 1561 code for a protein of 507 amino acids. The record is from RefSeq and is a predicted model, not a curated record.